Messenger RNA from Daphnia pulex (common water flea), 806 nucleotides. It is a transcript of the gene vnc, whose product is annotated as N-alpha-acetyltransferase daf-31-like. Gene Ontology annotation, biological process: N-terminal peptidyl-glutamic acid acetylation. The coding region runs from base 123 to 701 and encodes 192 amino acids. Gene Ontology annotation, cellular component: NatA complex. Lineage: Eukaryota; Metazoa; Arthropoda; Branchiopoda; Diplostraca; Daphniidae. The transcript has 5 exons. Gene Ontology annotation, molecular function: protein-N-terminal-glutamate acetyltransferase activity; protein N-terminal-serine acetyltransferase activity. The record is from RefSeq and is a predicted model, not a curated record.
CUCUGCUCAUGCUUUGUAUGUCGUCUGCUCCGUCAGAAAAUCCCAAUUGCCGUUUGUCAGAAAUUGUCAAAAAAACAGUUCUUUUUUUCACUUAAAUUUAGUCAAUAUUACAAUUCUUCGAGAUGAAUAUACGAUGUGCUAGGCCGGAAGACUUGAUGAACAUGCAGCAUUGUAAUCUCCUUUGCUUGCCAGAAAAUUAUCAAAUGAAAUACUUUUUCUAUCAUGGUCUCUCCUGGCCUCAACUAAGCUAUGUUGCUGAAAAUGAAAAGGGACAUAUUGUUGGGUAUGUCUUGGCUAAAAUGGAAGAAGAUAGUGAGGAUGAACCUCAUGGCCACAUCACAUCACUUGCUGUGAAACGAUCCCACAGACGGCUAGGGUUAGCCCAAAAGCUAAUGGACCAGGCAUCCAGGUCGAUGAUUGAGUGUUUCAAUGCAAAGUAUGUCUCUCUUCAUGUCAGAAAGAGCAACAGAGCAGCACUCAAUCUCUAUACCAAUACCCUGAAGUUUUCGAUUUCUGAAAUCGAGCCAAAGUACUACGCCGACGGAGAAGACGCUUAUGCCAUGAAGCGUGAUUUGGUAUCGUUUUCCCAGCAACACGAUACACUUCCGGCCGACCCUUCAACAUUCUACGAGACGAAAACGCCCGAAGAACGCAAACGUCUCGCCGCCAUUGCCCAGGAGAACAGGAACAUGGAAGAAUGAUUUGCGCGGUGACGAAAGAUUCAGAAAUUUCAGUUGACGGUUGAGUUGUUAAGAAAACAUAAAAAUGGAGCGUGAAUACAAAUCACGCAGCAUCCCUUGCAAAAA